UUAAGAAAAGAUGGCCAGUAAACUAGAGAUUCCUCUUCAUGAAGAGAUAUUUACAAUAAUGAGACAACAUGGAGCCAAUCUGGGCAACAUCCUGGACACUAAAUUCAGAUGUGUUGCUGCUGUUUGGGGUGUGCGGCUGGAGAAUCAGAGCAGCACUCCAUACCAGAGAGGACCAUCAACCAUUUCUGCAGAGAAGAGGCUUGAAAUCAUUAUGCCUUCGGGUGUAAAGGUGUCUGUAUGGAAGGCUGAUCUCACCACCUUCCCUACCGUUGCUGUUGUGAAUGCAGCUAAUGAAAAGUUACAGCACUAUGGAGGCCUUGCUCGAGCUCUGUCCACUGCUGGUGGUCCUCAAAUCCAAAAGGAAAGUGAUGAUUAUAUUAAAAAGUAUGUAAAAUUAGAAACAGGGGAGGCAGUUGUUUUUGACGCAGGGCUACUACCAUGCAAAAAGAUCAUUCAUGCUGUGGGUCCAGAGCUGCCAUACAAACCUACAAAGAACGAUGUGUCAAAAGCGAGGCCAUUUUUGAAGAAAACUAUCUUGAGCAUUUUUGACAAAGUUGAAAAACACGGUCUGGGGAAUGUUGCCAUUCCUGCCAUAAGCUCUGGAUUGUUCAACUACCCACUGCCAGAAUGUGCCCACAUCAUAGUGUCUACCGUUAAACAGUACUAUGAGUGCCUGUCCCCUCGCAGACGUGUUGCUCAAGAGAUCUUCCUAGUGAACCAUGAUGAACCCACAGUGCAGGCCAUGGAGACAGCAUGCCAUCAGAUAUUCAGGCCUCAACGGAAUCAUGAAAAAGCCUUUAAAGAAGAAAAGGUAAACAUCCGGAAAGGAUCACAACAUUUGAGCUCUCCACAUAAGGGAUUAGGGCUAGGAGUGAAGUGCAGCCUGAAACACUCUCCAGGUCAAUCUUCGGGGUCCCAACCCCAUCCGACGCCAGAAGCAUCUGGGCGUAAAGCUGAUUCCUACAUUAGGAGAGCUUCAACUCCACACCUCAUCCUGCUUGGUCCGUCUGAUGAGUCAACACACGAGGCUGAGAAGUGGCUCAAUCGUCUUCUCUCAAUGCAAUCUCACACCAUUACGAUCUACAACAACUUUAUCUCACACUUCAGGAUGGAAGACCAUCUCAGGCUAGGGUCAUCAAAAGGGUUGUUAAUGAAAAAGUACUUGAUUCAAGGUCAUGCAUCUAUAGAAAUAACCUCAAAGACAAAGGAAGAGACUGUUUUUGCUGCUCUGGAGGUGGAGGCCAUGCUCUGUAAAAUCCAGAAGGAGUUCAUCUCAGAGGAAGAAGGUGACCUGCAGAUGUUGUCUCAAACAGAGCUAUCCUGUAAAAGGGAAACAAUUGAAAAGUCAAGUAAAGAAUUCUUGGAUCGAUCUGCUGCGUUCGGCAUUUACGGGCUCAGAGUAAUGAAGGUGGAAAAACUGGAGAACAAUCCUCUGAAGUUGAUGUUCAACCUGAAGAAAAAGCAGCUUGGCAGUUCAUCUUCUAGAACCAUAUUUCAGUGCAUCCCAGCACAGUUCUGUGAGAUGAUCAGUAGGAUUGGGUUCCAGGCUGAGUGUUCACCGCCUGAAGAUCCAAAGAAUGUGGGGAUCUAUUUUGCUGGAAAUGUGAAGAAAGCCCUGGAGAUGUGGAAGAAGGGAAAUGAAGAGUACCUGUACUUUGUGGAGGCUGAAGUGGUGACAGGAAAAUCAGCCUCUGAUUACCCAGGAAACCCAAUGCCUCGUCCAGCUGAAAAAGAGCCUAAAUUUAUCCAUGACAGUGUGGAUGCAGGCCCAGAUGUAUCCGUUAUCCUCAGUGGGUAUCAAGCUUUACCGAUGUACAUCAUUAUCUGUAAAAUGGAUCCAAUAAUUCACAACAGGAGGCAGGACUGUACGAUCCGUGACUCUCGUCGUCAGAAUUACCCAUAUGCAGUUUAACCUGAUAAAUUUUAGUUAUCAGGUAAAACUGUUCACUGGAGAGUUUCAUUAGUGGCUUGAUAUGUUUCACAGACUACAAAAUAAGAAAAACAGAGAGCGUCGUUUGGAGUCUUUGUGUCACAUUCCUAAUUAUCUGAUUGGUUCUAACAUGAUGAGACUGACCCUGUUAAUCCCGCCUUUAAAAUCAAGCUGUACCAGCGCUUUAGCAGACUGAUACGAUGCAUACACAACAAAUCAGUCUACAUUUGUUCACUGUUAAAUAUAAGAAUCAGAUUUCAUAAACGAAUAAUCAAACAGAACCUCCAGCAAAAUAU
Cyprinodon tularosa is the source of this 2226-nucleotide messenger RNA. RefSeq names its product protein mono-ADP-ribosyltransferase PARP9-like. The record is from RefSeq and is a predicted model, not a curated record. The transcript has 6 exons. Gene Ontology annotation, cellular component: nucleus; cytoplasm. The coding region runs from base 11 to 1912 and encodes 633 amino acids. Gene Ontology annotation, molecular function: transcription corepressor activity; ubiquitin-like protein ligase binding. Gene Ontology annotation, biological process: positive regulation of type II interferon-mediated signaling pathway; negative regulation of gene expression. Lineage: Eukaryota; Metazoa; Chordata; Actinopteri; Cyprinodontiformes; Cyprinodontidae.